Saccoglossus kowalevskii is the source of this 457-nucleotide messenger RNA. RefSeq names its product arylsulfatase B-like. The record is from RefSeq and is a predicted model, not a curated record. Gene Ontology annotation, molecular function: sulfuric ester hydrolase activity. NCBI's taxonomy places the organism in Eukaryota, Metazoa, Hemichordata, Enteropneusta, Harrimaniidae.
UAUAUGGAACUAAUGAUUUUGACAUAACAACUCUGGCUGCUCUCAAAAUGGGGAAGUGGAAAUUACUGACUGGACAAAACGACGGUGACAACAGAUGGUUUCAGCCACCGGAAAUAAACCCACCCGUGAAAUCGAUCAUUGAUACAGACUUCGACAGAAAACGUAUGGUUCGAUUAUAUAAUUUGGAUGAAGAUCCUACCGAAACUACAGAUUUGUCUUUGGAAAGAGAAGAUAUAGUGCUGGAGAUGCUUGCUAGGCUCACCAGAUACGCAAGUAGUACAGUGCCUGCUCAGUUGCAAACCGUACCUCGUGUUGACAGGAAAACCAUGACAGACUGUUUGGGACCAUGGAUUGAUAUUGUAGAACUGACACAAUUGUAGAACGUAGAUAUUAUGAAAGACUACAUAUGUAAUGCACUGUGAAUCUUGCAAGUAUCUUCUCAUUACAGCAGUUACAG